Molecule: messenger RNA, 837 nt
Organism: Diaporthe amygdali
Lineage: Eukaryota; Fungi; Ascomycota; Sordariomycetes; Diaporthales; Diaporthaceae
Exons: 3
Coding region: 1-837 (278 amino acids)
Source: RefSeq, a predicted model, not a curated record
AUGCUGCCAGCCACCACACGGGCCACGUCGAGUCGCGAAGCCGAGGCCCUCUCAUCUGCCCCAGCCCCUCACUUCAAACUUGCCUCGGCCCCGGAUCCGGACAACAGCACAGGGAGAGAGGGACAAGACAGAGAGGGCAAGAUCCGCACCCCUCCUGAGACUGACGAGCCCACCACCUACCCACCCACUCACCCACCUGUCCCAGGGCUGUGCCUUACACUCGGUGUAGGACAACUUGUCUCGCACCUGAAUAUCUAUCAUGCACGCCUCUACAAUGUAGGGUAUAUGUGGACAACCCCCAGAAUUUCAGCCUCGCAGCUCUGCACACUCGAAACUUGGCAGCUGGGAGCUGCCGGGCCGAGCCCGAGCCCCAGCCAGAACCAGAAACCAGCGCCCAACGGCCCAGUGCGGGACCACGGCCCAGCUCCGCGCGAGGAGGACCUCGAGCUCACACCACACACACGCCCUCGGCCGCAGAGGUCGGGCCAGCGGAGGCCUGGGGAACCCCUGCAGGCCACGUGUGGGUGGCUUUUCUCUCUCUUCGUUUUCUUUAACAACGGCCGAAUACUCAUCAACAACUCCUUUCCAGAUUCGAGAUAUCCCCUCGACGACCUGGCAGCUUUGUUGUUUUACGAGCUGACGGCCCUAGGCUAUGAAUGGCCACUCACGAUCACCGUCGAUCGUCCCAUUUCAUCUCAUCUUAAGCUUUACGAACCGCAGGCCAUAGGUGCCACUAGAGCCGAGCUUAACGCCCGCCGAAUCCCGAGCUGGAAGCAUGCAACCUCAACAAACAAGCCUUUUUUUCUAAUAUUCGAGGCAAUGCUACAGUCAUUUUGA